Molecule: messenger RNA, 1684 nt
Organism: Gracilinanus agilis (Agile Gracile Mouse Opossum)
Lineage: Eukaryota; Metazoa; Chordata; Mammalia; Didelphimorphia; Didelphidae
Gene: IL17RB
Product: interleukin 17 receptor B
Exons: 11
Coding region: 1-1455 (484 amino acids)
Molecular function (GO): interleukin-17 receptor activity
Source: RefSeq, a predicted model, not a curated record
AUGCUCCCGGGGCUGCCCUCUCUGCUGAGCUUGGCCGUGCUGUGGCUGGGCAGCACGGCGCCCCCGGGCCUCUCGGAGCCGUCUGUGAAGUGCUUUUCUGAGACGGGUCCAUCUAAAGAGUGGAUGGUCAGAAACAGCCUGACUCCGGGAGGCUUGCAGACACUCCACGUGGAUUCCGUUGCCAGCCCCUCCGCCAAUUCGGACACAGUCCACCUGAACGUAAGCUGGACACUCAAGCAAGACGGAAGUAUCCAGAUGUUAAAGGCCACCAAAAUCUGUGUGGAUGGAAAAGGCCAAUUCUUGUCCCACAGCUGUGUGAGAUGCAAUUACACAGAAGCAUUUUACAAUCAAACCCCACCCAGCGGAGGCAAAUGGGAGUUUCAUUAUGUUGGAUUCCCUAUACAGUCUGACACCGUUUAUUUCAUCAGAGCACAUAAUCUCCCCCCUGCAAAUAUGAAUGAGGAUUCUACUGCCAUUUCUGUGGAAUUCAUCUCACCAGGCUGCCAAGACCCAGUGAUGAAAUAUACCAGAAGGUGUCGAGAAGAUGGGAGUCUAUGGACCCCCAACAUCACUGCGUGUCAGGAGGAGAACAUUGUAAAGGUGAAUUUUAGCACCAGCAGCUUUGGGCUCAACUACAAUGUUUUGGUGUUCAAGGAGGGAGAAAUACUGAACAACCCAGAAAUAAUGGAGUUAAACCAGAGCCAGGUUUCUGUGGUCAUCCCAGUGCCGGUGGAGAAAGGUAAUGGGGACACAGUGCAGAUAAUUCCUUAUUUCUCUACAUGCAAUAAUGCAUGCCUACGGCGUAGUGCAACUAUAUUCAGCUGUCCAGAAAUAAUCAGACCAGUAGGACCAAAGAAAAGCCAACCAUGGAAAUAUCAGCUGUUCAUCAUCCUACCCACUCUGGGCAUGGCCCUGUGGAUGCUAGCUAUUGGACUCUAUCUUCUGUGGAGGCAUGAAAGAGUCAAGAAGAUUCUCUUUCACACCCCAGUGCUCCUUCCACCCAUCAAGGUGCUUAUCAUAUACCAUCCCCAUGUCUGCUUCUAUCACUCUGUCUGUGAUUUUGCCGAGUACCUGCAGGAUCACUGCAGAAGCGACAUCAUCCUUGACCAGUGGCAGAAGAGGAAAAUAGCAGAACUGGGCCUCGUCCUGUGGCUCACUACCCAGAAGAAGGUGGCAGACAAAAUUGUAUUCUUCUUCUCUAGCCAGGUGUGCACAUGUGAGAGCUUCUGUAACCCCAAUGCAGGUGGGCAUAGAGAGAGUUCCCAAGACCUCUUUACUCUGGCAUUUAACCUUUUCUGUAGUGAUCUGAAAAGCCAGGUUUCCUUGCACAAAUACCUUGUCGUCUUGUUUGGGAAAGCCACCUUGGCUGAGGAUCACAGUGCUCUUGGUGUUUGCCCCAAGUACCAGCUGAUGAAGGAUGCCAAGCCCUUCUGUAAAGACCUCCUUACAAUUUAGUCCUGGAGACUGGCUGUACGCCUCAGGGCUCACCCCAGCUCAUUUCCCUGAAUCACAAGGAGAGGAAGGAUGAAGGGACCAGGAGAAGUAGAGCCUGAUUCUAGCUCUGGAAGUGGAGGGGAAAAUUGCUCAAGAAUUUUCCUCAUGGGAGUUUAUCUGUCAAUUGGGAAAUGGCUGGACAAGUUGAUUGUGAUAGAGUACUAUUGUGCUAUGAGAAAUGAAUAGGAAG